Culicoides brevitarsis is the source of this 1189-nucleotide messenger RNA. It is a transcript of the gene Lsd-2, whose product is annotated as lipid storage droplets surface-binding protein 2. The transcript has 3 exons. Bases 215 to 940 code for a protein of 241 amino acids. The record is from RefSeq and is a predicted model, not a curated record. Gene Ontology annotation, cellular component: lipid droplet; cytosol. Gene Ontology annotation, biological process: positive regulation of triglyceride storage; lipid storage. Lineage: Eukaryota; Metazoa; Arthropoda; Insecta; Diptera; Ceratopogonidae.
GUUCAAAUCGUGUAGAUGUCAAAAGCUUCAUUAACCUUAGUCAAAAGUUGAUUUUAAUUGCACGUGUUUCAAUUUAAAGCAAUAAAAUUAAACAUUUUACCGUGUCGUUUGUAAAUAUUUGGAAGUUUGUUCACGUCCUGUGUACCCAAAAAAGAACUUGAAACAAAAAAUCCAAAAAAAAUUACAAAAUUUAAAACAAAAAACCCACAAAAAAAUGAGUCAGGAUCCCCAAUCGAGACCUUCGCACCAACAAGGUCAACAAAAUCAAGGGCAAAAGCAGCAACAGCGCAAUCGAAAAUCGACUGAAAAGAAGGAAAAGGACCAAUUCACCUUGAAAACAGUCGAUCGUGUGUUAAAAUGGCCCAUGGUUGACAUCGCGUGGCAUGAGUCGAACCACGUGUAUGGAAAAAUUAAAGUAAUUUUCCCAGAUUUCAACGUUGUGUUCACAAAGUCAUUCGAGUUGGCGGAAAAAUCGUACCAAACUGUGGUAAAGAUGUCGUUGCCGCUCCUCAUGACCUUCGAGAUGCCAAUUUCGCUCGUGGACAACGUCUUGGACAAAGGUCUCGAAAAACUGGAGGCGAAAGCUCCGUUCGUGAAAGAUCCCCCGAAAAAUAUCUACAACAACACCAAGGAGAUUGUCAUGGUUGUCGUGCAACCGCCUCUCAAUUGUGCCACAACAAUUUUGCAGUACUCGAAAGACCAAGCCAACAACAUCCUGGCAACGUCGUAUGGGAAUUGGGCUGUCACCAAAAUUGAUAAUUUUUCCGCUGGUGCCGAGAAACUGAUCGAUCGCUUCAUUCAUCUCGAAGGUGAGGGCGAAGACAUGAAAAGUUCUGUCAAAACUCCGGCUACCGAGGACCCCGUGAUGCACGUGGUUGAAACGAUUGGAUCGCUUUUCGGUGUCGUUUCUCGACGUGUUCUUGUUAAAUUUCUAGGUUAGCAAUCAAACACACCGCAAAACCCACAACUUUACCAUUUUUGUGAUUUCAUUUAGCGAUGAAACAAUGGCGGAAAUCUCAUUUCUUUUGAUUUUAGUUCAAUUCUCCUCCGCGUUCCUUUGCUUUGCGAAAUAAUUUUAAUUUAUUUCAUUUAAAACAUUAAAAUACUUGCUGGAAAAGUAUGCGAAAAAUAAUUGUUGAAGUACGAUCGAUGUUGGUUGUCGACAAAAUAAACCAAAUUUUUGAAAAUU